ACUCUGGAUCCAGACACGGCUCAUCCCAACCUCAUCCUGUCUGAGGGUCGGAAACGUGUGAGAUACGGAAACACGCGCCAGGCUCUGCCCGACACCCCUCAGAGAUUUGACACUUGUGCCUGUGUCCUGGGCACCGAGGGGUUCGCGGGCGGGAGGCGUUACUGGGAGGUGGAGGUGGGGGACAAGACUGAGUGGUACCUGGGGGUUUGCAGGGAAUCUGCGAGCAGGAAGGCAUCGUUCAGAACCACACCCAGUGAUGGAUACUGGGCCGUGUGGCUGAGUUAUGGCAAAUAUCAGGCCUGCACCUCUCCUUUGACCCCCCUCCCUGUGAGCGCCAGGCCCAGCCGGGUGGGGGUUUUCCUGGACUAUGAGGCGGGCGAGGUCUCGUUUUACAAUGUGACUGACAGGUCCCAUCUCUUCACCUUCACCGACACCUUCUCUGAGAUGAUCCGCCCUUAUUUCCGCACUGGUUACGAUGCGGCUCCUCUCACCAUCUGCCUGGUCCUGGCACAAACCGGAGGGACUGGCAGUACCACGAGCUGAAUCUCUCACCUCCAGCUGCCCUGGGUCGCGUUACCACAGAGCUGCACCAUGAGACACUUGCCCAUUGACUCCUCUUUAUCUUCCUGUUGGGGUAGAUCACCGGGGGUGGUGGCAGAGCAGCCUGUACUCAAUUUUUAGGGGGGGGAGCAUCACACAAAACCCACUAAAUCCACUGCUGGGGGUUGUUCUCAGAGCAUGGGACCAGGCUGUUGUGUAGAUGGAAACAGCGACCCUCUCAGCACAGACUGUCCCCUUUCAGCAACCAACCCUAAUUGUGUUCCAUGGGGAUGAUACAAAGAACAUCAACUGCCUGCCCCCAACCCUAAUUUCCUCGAACGAGGCGUACAGAUAGUUCGGAAUGGCUAAGUAGUUCGAACUAUCUAGCCCGUACCGCAUGUAGCCACGCGGCACGGGGUUCGCACUAGCCGGCUUUU
Pelodiscus sinensis (Chinese soft-shelled turtle) is the source of this 977-nucleotide messenger RNA. Lineage: Eukaryota; Metazoa; Chordata; Testudines; Trionychidae. The record is from RefSeq and is a predicted model, not a curated record.